Dromaius novaehollandiae (emu) is the source of this 1656-nucleotide messenger RNA. RefSeq names its product glycine receptor subunit alpha-4-like. Gene Ontology annotation, biological process: chemical synaptic transmission; signal transduction; regulation of membrane potential. Bases 21 to 1388 code for a protein of 455 amino acids. The transcript has 9 exons. Gene Ontology annotation, cellular component: plasma membrane; synapse; neuron projection. Gene Ontology annotation, molecular function: chloride channel activity; glycine binding; transmitter-gated monoatomic ion channel activity involved in regulation of postsynaptic membrane potential. The record is from RefSeq and is a predicted model, not a curated record. NCBI's taxonomy places the organism in Eukaryota, Metazoa, Chordata, Aves, Casuariiformes, Dromaiidae.
GGGCUGCUGGCUGCGGCGGGAUGGGCGCGCUCCGGGCCGCCGCCCUCGCCUUCCUCCUCCUCCUCCUCCUCGGCUGCCUCCUGCCCCGGCGCGGCCCGCUCAGGCUGGCGGCGGGGCGCAAGGAGACGGAGGCGGCCUCGCCGCGCGCGCCCCAGCCCCUGUCGCCCUCUGAUUUCCUCGACAAGCUCAUGGGCCGCACGUCAGGCUACGACGCCCGCAUUCGGCCCAACUUCAAAGGCCCGCCCGUCAACGUGACCUGCAACAUCUUCAUCAACAGCUUCGGCUCCGUCACCGAGACGACCAUGGACUACCGCGUGAACGUCUUCCUGCGGCAGCAGUGGAACGACCCGCGCCUGGCUUACCGCCACUACCCGGACGACUCCCUCGACCUGGACCCCUCCAUGCUCGACUCCAUCUGGAAGCCCGACCUGUUCUUCGCCAACGAGAAGGGCGCCAGCUUCCACGGCGUCACCACCGACAACAAGCUGCUGCGCGUCUUCAAGAACGGCAACGUGCUCUACAGCAUCAGGCUGACGCUGAUCCUCUCCUGCCCCAUGGAUCUCAAGAACUUCCCCAUGGACAUCCAGACGUGCGCCAUGCAGCUGGAGAGCUUCGGCUACACCAUGAACGACCUCAUCUUCGAGUGGCUGGAGGAGCAGGAGGCCGUGCAGGUGGCCGAGGGCUUGACGCUGCCGCAGUUCGUCCUGCGGCACGAGAAGGACCUGGGCCACUGCACCAAGCACUACAACACAGGCAGGUUCACGUGCAUCGAGGUGAGGUUCCACCUGGAGCGGCAGAUGGGCUACUACCUCAUCCAGAUGUACAUCCCCAGCCUGCUCAUCGUCAUCCUCUCCUGGGUCUCCUUCUGGAUCAACAUGGAGGCGGCGCCGGCCCGCGUGGGGCUGGGCAUCACCACCGUGCUCACCAUGACCACGCAGAGCGCCGGCUCCCGCGCCUCGCUGCCCAAGGUGUCCUACGUGAAGGCCAUCGACAUCUGGAUGGCCGUGUGCCUGCUCUUCGUCUUCGCCGCGCUGCUGGAGUACGCCGCCGUCAACUUCGUCUCCCGGCAGCACAAGGAGUUCGCGCGCCUGCGGCGGCGGCGGCGGCGGAUGGAGGAAGAGCUGGUCCGCGAGAGCCGAUUCUACUUCCGAGGCUACGGGCUGGGCCGGUGCCUGCGGGCGCCCGGCGAGACCCCCAGCCUCCGCGGCCCCCCCCCGCUGCCACCGGCACCCGGCGCGGACACCCUGCGCCAGCGCUGCUCCGACCGCGCCAGGCGCAUCGACACCGUCUCCCGGGCCGUCUUCCCCUUCACCUUCCUCGUCUUCAACGUCUUCUACUGGGUCGUCUACAAAGUGCUGCGCUCGGAGGACAUCCGCCCGGCACCCUGAGCGCCGCGCCGUGCCCGGACGCGGCCGCCUUCGCUCCGGCCUCGGUGCCUGCUGCGGGAUGGGGCCUGGCACGGGCGGAGGAACCCCCCCCCGGGCCUUUUGGAGCCCUGUUGCCUGCCCCCCCCACCAGCCCGCCCCGGACGGGAGCAUCCUGCAUCUUGGCUUACGACCCCGGCGAGGCUCCCAGCCCCGGGGCCCCUCCACGCUUUGCGGGAAAUAAAAGCAGUAGGCAACGUUUACGUAGGUCCUACAGAGAGAAACGUGUUGA